AUGUGGGGCAAAUGUGUGUUGAAGGUCAUUUUCCCUUCUUCUGCACAUUCCGGCCGCAAAUGGGCUGCCAAUACACGAAUUCUUCUUAAUCACGGAGAAUAUAUCGGAUUUGUACGAGAAGAUGGUUCUUUUACUGUGGAUAACGUUGCCAGUGGCAGCUAUGUUGUGCAGAUUGUUAAGGUGGAAAAUGUCGAUUUUGUCUUUGAACCUAUACGUGUUGACAUCACUGCCAAAGGGAAGAUUCGAGCUAGAAAGCUUAGUGUCCUUCAGGUAAUGCAUUACAUUCUCAUUCACGUUUCACGUGAAAUUUACUUACUCAUUUUCCAGCCAAAUGUUGUGAAUCAGCUACCGUAUCCUCUCAAACUAAGCGCUAGAGAAGCAACACGGUAUUUCCGAAAGCGAGAAGAAUGGCGAAUCACUGAUAUGCUGAUGAAUCCCAUGGUGUUGAUGCUUGUCGUACCAUUGGUCAUCAUGUUAAUUAUACCAAAGUAA
This is a messenger RNA of Strongylus vulgaris, 492 nucleotides long. The record is from the annotation of a GenBank genome assembly. NCBI's taxonomy places the organism in Eukaryota, Metazoa, Nematoda, Chromadorea, Rhabditida, Strongylidae.